Molecule: messenger RNA, 2565 nt
Organism: Chara braunii
Lineage: Eukaryota; Viridiplantae; Streptophyta; Charophyceae; Charales; Characeae
Source: the annotation of a GenBank genome assembly
GGCUAAGUGGUCAGAGACAGGGUGCACAUUGAUGACAGACGGAGCGACCGACCAGCGGAACAAGCCCAUAAUGAACUUCAUCGCAGCAGGGCAGUCUUGUCCGGUCCUCAUCCACACCAUUGACAUGUCAAAUAGGGAGAAGACCGCCGCCAGCCUCGCGGACAUAUGGGAGGGGGUGAUUAGAAAUCUUGGAGUCGACCAGGUAAACGCCAUUUGCACUGACAACGCGAAGGUCAUGAAGGCCGCAACAGCUACUCUACAGGUUCACCCGAAUGCAGCGAUUGCACACAUCCCUUGGGUCCCUUGUGCAGCGCAUUGCCUGCGCCUGCUGCUCAGAGACAUUGCUUCACAGGAUUGGGCAUCACCAAUCAUGAAGAGGGCUCACAAGAUUGUGAAGUUCUUGAGGAACAAGCAAAGGGCAGCAGCGAUUCAUCGGGACAUGACGCGCGCCUUAGAACUAACCCGGUCAGCUGACACACGAUUUGGGACAACAUACAUGAUGCUGCAGAGGCUAUAUGCGCAGAGGGAGGUGCUGGACUCUGUUGUGUCAUCAGAUCGUUGGAAGAAUGCACGCUGGACUGGAGAUGCAAAGAAGGAUCGUGCGGAGGAUGUGCAGAUCGCAGUGGUGGAUGGGUCGUCUCCUCCUGGAUUGUGGGAUUUGAAGUCCAUGCUGGAGAGGAAGAUAGUUGCUUUGCAACUGGAUGAGCAGCAGAGGACACUCGUCAUGGAGAGGGUUGUAGACAGGUGCGCCAUGAUGCGACAACCUGCACAUGCCGCAGCAUAUCUCCUAAACCCUCGCCGACGCAAUAUUUCUUUGUUGGCGGAUCGCGGGUCACCGGUGGUGCAGAGCGCUCUUGAGCACUUUGCGCAUUGUUCGGGUGUGGAAUGGCAGGCAUACAUCAUGCAAGACUUGUGGCAUGACUUGUGGACUUUUCAUUGUGAUGACCCUAGGUAUUGGCCGGUAGAGGGACCACAUUGGUGGGACGAGUUUGCCACAGGAGAUGCUGCUACUGAUGCGAUGCACCCAGCGUUGUGGUGGCACCUUCACGGCAGGGGUGCUCUGAAGUUGCAAGCGAUAGCGAAGGCCGUGCUUGGCAUGUGGUCCACCGCGUCUCCAUGCGAGCGCAACUGGGCUACACACGACUUCGUUCACACGAAGAGGCGCAACAGGCUUACUUCGCAGAGCAUGGAGAAACUGGUUUUCAUCCACUGGAACUUGCAGCUUCUUAGUGCGAGUCGGAGGCCAGAAGGACGGUACAUCGAUAUAUGGGCAGACCAGCUGGAGGAUCCGCCUGUGGAGGUUGACAAUGGUGAUGUUGUGCCCGAUGAUGUAGACAUGGACGAGUGGGAGGCUGCAGCUCGAGCCAACCGCCACAAGGAGGGCAGAGAUCGCAUAGGAGCAGAGUGGGGCCUGGUGGACGAGGAGGCAGACAUGUCCCUUUGGCAGGAUGAUGUAUGGAUGCACCGGGAGAUGAUGGAGCAGGCCCAGGCAGAGAGGAACAAAGGGAAGACAGUUGUGGAGGAUCACCACGACGUCUUCGACGAGUGGGCGACCCCCGACCCCCACGGCGACCUCGACACUUACGUGGACGGUAGUUUCAAUUCUGUCAGGACUUUACGAGAGAGGGUGGGGGGCCACGUGGACUUGGAGGCGCUGCUACAGAGAGAUGAUGAUGCGGACGAGAGGCAGCGCUUUUACGAGGAGGUUUGUGCAUCCGCUCAACAUGCAGGUGCGGGCGUUGCAGGAACGUCGUGUGCUACCACUUCAGAUUUCCAUGAUCGCCUAGGGUCAUCCCAUGGGGGCGACGGAGGCGAGCAGAGCACGUUCGUGGAGCCACCUUCUGCCGCUAGUACAUGUCCUGGCGAUGCCACCGACGGAGUUGAGAAGACGGAGGAGCCGACCACCCAGCGUCUUGGAGAGGAAAGAGAGGAGCACCAAGUGCACUCCGCCACCCCACAAACAACAGUUCACAUUCCUGGGGUCGGGAUAGAGCAGGUGGCGCAUCAGAGUGCAGACCGUCAGAGGGUGACACAGACAGUUGUGCAGACAGCGCAUCAGUCGAUGGCCGGCAGGAUGGAUGACUCCCAUAAUGAGGGGGCAGAUGAGGCCAUACAGCCAGUCCUCUGCCAGAGAGUAGAGCAAAGCGUUGGGRAUAUUGCAGMGGUUGCAGCACGCGAGGGAACUGACCCAAGGGCYGAGGAGGGCGSACAACCACUGGUCGACCAGAGGGCAGAGCAGUUAGUGYGGGRGAGUAUGGAKRCCAUAGUUGAGUAGAGGGCGGAGYAGAGGGUGYAGUCGUCUGCAGAUUGUAGAGUGUCCUUGAGGGUAGAGCAAAGGGUGGAUMAGAGGAUUGAGAGGAGGGYGGACAUGACUGUGCACCAGGUGGUYGAGCAAACGACAUUAGACAGACCACGCCUUAGYGUGGAUGACAGGAUGGGUGAGAGUGUGGUGCAGGAUCGAGGUGGCAUGACUCGAGGCUCUUUCUAUGGGAUCCCACCUCUUCCGACGCUUCCCGCACGAGUGCUCGACGGCUUCGAUCCACAGACACGUAGUGUGCCGACACC